Mauremys reevesii (Reeves's turtle) is the source of this 4351-nucleotide messenger RNA. It is a transcript of the gene ZWILCH, whose product is annotated as zwilch kinetochore protein. The coding region runs from base 398 to 2011 and encodes 537 amino acids. Gene Ontology annotation, cellular component: RZZ complex. Lineage: Eukaryota; Metazoa; Chordata; Testudines; Geoemydidae. The record is from RefSeq and is a predicted model, not a curated record. Gene Ontology annotation, biological process: mitotic spindle assembly checkpoint signaling; protein localization to kinetochore. The transcript is spliced from 20 exons.
CCUGACUGGGAGGCCGGCAGGGCGGGGAAUGGGCUCCCACAGGCACCAGGCGGCCCUGCGGCUGUACGAGUGUCUGCUGCACACUCCAGUUUAUACCUCCUGAUAUUGUCGAGGUCCGGUGAUGUGUUCUAUGUAGAUGUUCCUCGACCGCCUGAUGGCAUCCAACACCGUGAGUUGCCGCAUCAGCUGAGCGUAGCGUUGACCGAUUCCACGUUCUCUCAGCACUCGUUUGUUACCGGAGUCCCAUGCGCCCAGGGCUCUGACGGUCAGUGUAGUAUAUAAUGAAGGAAACAAAGGUAUCCCCAAAGACCCAUUUCCGUUUGAGGCUGAUGUCCAAGUACAUUUGAUUGGCGAGGGUUGCAGAAGUCCCUUAGAAAGUUUUUGGAAUGGAAACAGUAUGAUUUUCAUUAUGCAGAAAGCGGGACAUGCUGAACUAACCGACCAAAUGGAAGAAUCACAAAUAGAUGAUGCCACUUACAUUUCAGAGUUUAUGCCACAGAAAGGUUCUGGACCAGUUGCUCUAUCUGUUACAAGAGGAAAGCAACUGAUUUCACUCUAUACAAUGGCACAAAAUCCAAACAUGGCCCAUUUGAAGAUAAGCAAACCAGUUGUGCUUCCUCCCCUGUGGGUAAGAUGUGACAGCUCUGACCCUGAACAUAUCUGUUGGCUAGGUGCUGAGCCUCUCAAAAAUGGGGACAAAAUCACAGGGAUCAGUUUCCAUAUAGUUACAUGUAAUGGUCCUACAGCUGACAAAACGUGUUUUGCAAAUCUAGAAGACCUCAAAAAGGCACACAAAUUCAGACAUCACUCAUCUAUUGUGGCAACCAAAGGCUUUGCUCAAUAUGAGCUCAUUCGAUCCACUACAUUGGAGGAUACAGUGGUUGAAUCAGAGAGUAAUAUAUAUGUUGAUAUUACAUGGAAUAUUGUGGAUAAGAUUCUGCAGACACCUCCACUCACUGCAGUGGCGACAUUGAAUAUUAGAUUGGAAUCUGGGGACCCCAGGAGUCCUGUGUUCCAGUUGCAUAGAGAAUUGCAGUUUCUCCUUGUUUUGGCUGAAGGCUUGAAGACUGGUGUGACUGACUGGCCUGAGCCUUUGGUAGCUGAAUCAGCGGUUGAGCUUGUCAAGGAACUUCUGAAUGAUUUAAAGAAUAAAGUGGAUGGGUUUAAUACAUCAGUACAUAAAAAUGAUGCAGAGAAAGUCCAAUGUGACUCUGCUGCAGUCGACAGUUCAAUAAAGUCACUUUUUAGUGAGCGAGGGGACCUGGAUUUUGCUGAACAGUUGUGGUGCAAAAUGAGAAGGAGUGUCGCUUCCUAUCAAGACUUGGUAGAGUGUUUCACACUGAUCAUAAAAUCCCUAGAACAUGGUGAGAUACAGCCUUGGAUUCAUCAAGGGAGUAGCAGUUUACUAAGCAAAUUGAUUCAACAAUCCUAUCAUGGAGCUAUGGAGGCUAUUUCCCUCAGUGGUGUCACUCCAAUUCAAAUGCUUCUGGAGAUUGGUCUGGACAAAAUGAAGAAAGAUUAUGUCAGUUGUUUCAUAGGCCAAGAACUUGCAACAUUAACCUAUCUGGACUACUUCAUUUCCACAUCAGUAGAGCUACAGGAGCAGGUUCAUCGCAUUCAGAAACUUCAUCAUAUGCUGGAAAUAUUGGUCAGCUGCACAGUCUUUCUUCACUUCAAACAUGAGAACCUCUUCCCUUUGAUGCAGUCCUGCAUAAAAUAUUACAAAGAAAAUCCUCUGAAUGAGAAGCAUGUGUUUCAGCUACCAAUCAGGCCAGCUGUUGUCAAUAAGUUCUAUCAAAAUGAUCAUGCACAAAUAUGGAGGGUGGAAAUAAAUAGUGGACAUGGUCAGAAGGAGGUUAAAACGGUAUGGCAGCUUAGUACUAGUCCUCCUGUUGAACAUAUGACUUCGAACAACCUAGAAGUACUUUGUGAUACAACAGUUAAUGGAAACAGCGAAGAAAGUAUGUAUUAUAUUACCAUGGCCAACUGCAGUCAGGUGCAUUUUGCAUAAAAGAAUGCUGUUGUACAGAUAGACACUUAGAAGUUACCAUGGAACAGGUUGAAAACAGAACUUGCCAACAAUCUGCCUAUUCUUGAAAUAUAUAUUAGCAAGCUUUGAAACAAUUUAAUCUCAGCCAACUGUUGCCCUAAUGAAGAAAAUGCAUACUUUGCAAAACAUGAAGGAAGAUAAAGCCUGCUGCUGAAUUUUGAUAGAAAAUAAUACUGAGACGUGAAUUGACUUUGUAAAAUUUCUAAAUUACAUCUUAUGGGUGAAUCGAAUAAAAUGUAGAAGCAACAAUAUGUACACAAAAGUAAAGCUGAAUUUUUUUUUUUUAACAUUACAGUGUUACGUAAAGGAGUCAUCUGUGGAAACCUUUAAAACAAUGUUAGAAUAAGAAUGGCAUUUUAUUGCCUAUGCAAAAUGAAGAUGUUAUGUAAACUUGUAGUUUUAGUUGUGCUUCCGAAGGAGGAACAUUAAUAGAAUGGCACUGAUAAGUAUGCAGAGUGUGAACACCGUUGGUACAACAAUCUCAGUCACCAUUUCCAUGUGAGUAGUCAAGGGAUCUGAAAUUUGAGAAGAGAAACAAUAAUAGAUAAGAUCUUUUCUAAUGGAAUAAUUUUAGUUAUUUAUUCAUUCUAUUUUUUAAGCACAGAUGAAUAACUUUGAAUCUUCUUGAACAUAAUUUGUUUAAAGCUAAAAUUAAUUUUUUUACAUUGGCAUCUGCAUUAAACUGGCGUCACUAGAAACAACAGAGAGAAAUAAAUUGUAAAAGAUAGAAUAAACAUGUUUUAUAUAUUUUGAAAAUCUGCAGCAAGUUUAUGUUAAGCUCUCCUCAUCUACAUCUUUUGUGGUAAAUUCUGAAACACGUCAGUGCUCAAAGGGUUACAAAAAAUUGUGCUUACCAUGAAUUAGUCUCAGUAUAUUAGCAGCAAUAUUCCGCUGUUCCUCUAAUUUUCAAGGAAAAGGGAAAAAAGAAAAUAGUCAAAGAAAAAUCUUUGGAAAGCACUCUAACCCUUUGAGGACUGCAUUGUAUCUCUGUGGAAUUAAAAUUAAAUUGCUUCUUUAAACUUUUAUUUGGUGAUUGUAAUACAAAUUGUUUUGAUGCACACACAUUUUUUAAUUAUAUAUAUUAGUAGCCCUCAAAGAGUUGAAUGAGAAACACACUUAAGCUAUAGUGAUAUGUUAAUUCAUAGGGAUGGACCCCUCAUAUCUUAAUCCUACAGUAUUGGCCACACACAUGUACAAUAUCAUCCCAUCUUCCUUAAUGAUUUCAGGUGUCCACUCCAAUAGAGUUUUUCCCCCAGUUCAGGAACUGAUGACCCCUUCACAAGCCCCAGCAUGGGAGCUGGAGCUGGAGGCAGAAGGGAGGUGUUGGAGGCAGGCCACAGCACUGUGGAUAUUCCAGGCAGUGCUGUGGUUUGUAGGGCAGUCUGGGGAAGCUGCCUUAAUUUAGAUUCUGAGAGCCUGUCUAAUUUAUGCCAGGAGCUUCUCCAGUCCCCAGAGCAACAAAGCACAAAGGUGGUUUAAAGUCACCUCAGCUCUCCCUCCCCCUGGGCUGCAAGUUCUCACCCCUAGUUUUUAAGCUCAUCAUUCAGAGGCUACACAUUUGCCUUUUCUUUUUCCCUGUUGCAUGAUUGCCCUGGGUUUAGUUUUUGUUUUUGUUUUUGCUUUUAUGUUUGAGAAGGGCAAACAGUCACUGAGAAAUGCUAUUAUCUGCAGAAGUAAGUUUUUAACAGCUGUGACUCCUCAGUGUUUUUACUAUAAUUCUUAAGAAAAGAAAAUUCAGAAAUAUUAAAAAACUGUAAUACAAUCCUGUUAGCUGCACUAUUUUGAAUUACUAGUAGUAAAUUAAGAGGUACCAUUUGAUUCUGAAGUUUGUCAUAAUUUUUAAAAAGAUUUGGCUUUCUGUUUUCAAGGAGAAAAUAUUUCAUGAACCCAGUUUUAAUGUUCAGUCACAGAAAUGUUUUCCCUUUAAACCCAUAUAAUGUAUAUUUACUGGAUGAGUAAAACAGAAUAAAUGUAAUUACCUGCAGCAAGGAGUUGGUUUGUGAUAGAACAAGUCUCUAUAGCCUUUUGGUGCCAACUUUUCACCUAACAAAAUCAAUAUUAUUUAUUAUUUGAUGUGAUACUAAUAGUUUCACCAAACUAUGAAUAUAUUCAGUCUUAUUAGCACCAUUUUCAAUGCCUCUGAAUUUUAGUCAUUUACAAAACUUUCCAGUAUUCUUAUUCUCACACUACAUGUCAAUUGUAUGACAUUUUAUGUUACUUUGUACAUGAAUAUUAUUUUAAUAGAUUUUCAUGUUGUUAAUUGUUUGGGACGAUACAAAAUAAACUGGAAAACCCACUCAA